Molecule: messenger RNA, 784 nt
Organism: Mastomys coucha (southern multimammate mouse)
Lineage: Eukaryota; Metazoa; Chordata; Mammalia; Rodentia; Muridae
Product: tyrosine-protein phosphatase non-receptor type substrate 1-like
Exons: 4
Coding region: 46-588 (180 amino acids)
Biological process (GO): positive regulation of phagocytosis; positive regulation of T cell activation
Cellular component (GO): plasma membrane
Source: RefSeq, a predicted model, not a curated record
UCAUGAGAACUGAUUCUGUGCACAACAGGGUUCUUAACCCCAACCAUGCUUCUCCUAGAUGCCCGGACCCACAUUCCUCACAGUGUCCUGUUCUUGAUCCUGUUUCUGGGAUUUAAAGGAGCAGCUAUGAAAGAGCUGAAGGUGAUUCAGCCUGAGAAAUCAGUUUCUGUUCGUGCUGGAGGGUCGGCCACUCUGAAUUGUACAGUGACAUCCCUGUUACCGGUGGGGCCCAUUAAGUGGUUCUGUGGUAAAGGAAACAGUCGACACUUGAUAUAUUCUUUCAUAGGAGGACACUUCCCCAGAGUAACAAGUGUUUCAGAUACUUCAAAGAGAUACACCAUGGAUUUUUCCAUCCGCAUCAGUAAUAUCACUCCUGCUGAUGUGGGUACUUACUACUGUGUGAAGUUCCAGAAACGACCAAUAGAUCCUGACAUUGAGAUUCAGUCUGGAGGUGGCACUGAGUUGUUAGUACUUGAACUGAAGACAUCAGGUUAUGCUAAAUUCUUUGCAGCUGUGCUCCUUGGAUCCAAACUACUGCUGGUAAUUGCUGUCAUUGUCAUUUACUGGCACAAGAUGCAAAGUACCUAAAUGGGAACAGCAUGGAAAUAGAUGCUGAUGAGAAGACUCCUCAAAAGACACCAUUAGAAGGACAACUUCAGCUCACAAUUUCCUGUUUUUUUUAUUGUUAUAGGCAUUUGUAUUAUUAUCCCCGAGCUUUAAUGUUGUGCAUAUUGAGUUAUGUUUUUGGUAUCUUUAUUUUCAUUAUUAAAAUAAUUCAAGGAUG